This is a messenger RNA of Pangasianodon hypophthalmus (striped catfish), 4922 nucleotides long. RefSeq names its product lysosomal associated membrane protein 1a (gene lamp1a). The transcript has 9 exons. The record is from RefSeq and is a predicted model, not a curated record. NCBI's taxonomy places the organism in Eukaryota, Metazoa, Chordata, Actinopteri, Siluriformes, Pangasiidae. Gene Ontology annotation, cellular component: membrane. Bases 483 to 1724 code for a protein of 413 amino acids.
ACAGUGAGCACAACUCUAUAAUCAUCGAGCAAUCCGAGGUGGUUGUAAAAGCUUGAACUGGAUUGCUCUGUGUAUAAUAUUUGGUAAUGAUACGCAUGCGUUUUUAGUGGUUUAACUGUGUUUUAUUAACGCGUUAAAGAGGAAAAGUUGCUCGUGGCGGCGUGGCCACGUGACCGCUCUGGGCGACUCGCCUGACUCACAUGACUGGAACAUUCCCGGUGUUGAUAUUGAGGCGCAUGAACGAGCAGCACUGCUGGGUAGAGAGCUCGUGUGUUUUUCCAUCUGAAACAAACAAAAGCCAAGAGCUCGAGAGUGUAAGAUCUCACAGCAGGCGAACAGCACUCUGUUAAAGAUCAGUUAAAGACUGCACGCUUCUCUGGGCUACCGGGAGCAGCGCGUGACUCCGGGACGUGUUUACUGCUGUCACUGCUGCCAACAGCUUCAUCUCUGCGCGUGCAUUAUUAACUGUGCAAAACAAAAACAUGACCCACAGACUACUGGCAGGCAUCGCCACUGGCUGCUUCUUUGUCUUAGGCUGGCUGACUGCAGCGCAUGCCGUAAUACUUGAAGUGAAGAAUGGAAAUUCGACCUGUAUCAAAGCAGACAUCUCAGCCAACUUCACCAUCACAUACCCCAUCACCAAUGGAACAAAAACUGUAGUUGUGCCGCUCCCGGGAUCAGCAGUAGUGGGAAAUGGCAGUUCCUGUGAAGGAGACUCUCCGGACCUGCUGGCCACCUUCGGUGAUGGUCACUCUCUGGGCCUGGUGUUCUCCAACGAUGGCCAUAGAUAUCACGUGGCCAACCUUAGUCUGACCUACAACCUGAGUGACAGUGCCACCUUUCCUCAGUCCACCAGCAAGGAUAUUACGGUGUUGACUACAAACACCUCUCCGAUCUCAGCACAGCUCAAUACCACCUACAGGUGUUUGAGCCCCAGCUCAGUCAAUCUGGGAGGCCCUGGAGUGACGAUCACAUUCUUCAACCUCCACAUGCAGGCCUACAUGCACAGCGCCAACCUGAGUACUAACGAGACUGUUUGUUCAGCUGAUACUCCUACCACCACUGCUGCACCCACUACCACCCCUAUCACCACAGCCACCCCCAUCACCCCAACCAAACCUGAGCGCGGCAACUACAGCGUUGAAAACUCCACCGGCACGGCCUGUCUUCUGGCCAGAAUGGGGCUGCAGCUGAAUGUAACAUACUUCUCCAAAUCUCAGAAUAAAACUAUUGUGGUGAUAACGAACGUGCAGCCCAAUAAGACGCAUAUCUCUGGGUCAUGUGAAUCCACAAGUGCUACUCUGCUGCUGACUGGAGAGCUCGCCAACCUCAGCUUCGCAUUCACAUUGAACUCCACCACCAAUAAAUAUCAUCUCAGCACCUUGAAUAUGUCUGCCAGUUGGGAAGAUAUGUCAGAGCUAUUCAGCGUCAGCAACAGCAGUCUACAGUACAUGCAGGGAACCCUGGGCCGCUCCUACAUGUGCAGUGUUGAGGAGGUUCUUCCUGUGGUCAGCACUUUCUCUCUAAACACCUUCGACCUGCAGGUGCAGCCCUUCGGCGUCCACAACAACGAGUUUGGACCAGCCGACGAAUGUCGAAUGCAGAAGGACAGCAUGCUGGUGCCCAUCAUUGUCGGUGCCUCCCUAGCCGGCCUCGUCCUCAUAGUCCUCAUAGCUUACUUGGUCGGCAGGAAGAGGAGUCACGCAGGCUACCAGACCAUCUAAACCACUAUUGUCUGUAUAGGACUAUACUGUGUGUGUGUGAGUUUGAGUACUUCUUGUUUCCGGGUUGUUAAACCUUUAUCUUCAUUCACGCCUCUACUCUUGGAGUACAUAAGAAAAAAGGCCACCUAAAUAUUACUACCGGCUCUGUUUCACCGACUGACUGACUGACUGACUGAUUCCGAGUGUUGAGAUAUAGAUUUGCAGGGGUCACUUGUGACUCCUGUACAGUAGGUGGCAAUGUAAACCUAAAAUAUGGGCCAGUAAUUCCUCAUUAAAUACAGAGAGGAAGUGUUGCCACUCUGGUACCAUGUUUCCAUGUAAUCCAAUAAACCCUAAACCAAUAAACCUCGCCUUGGGAGAAUAAACCCUAACUCGAAAUUUCCCUCCUCUGACUAGGAAAAACCAAAGAAAAUGCCCCCUCAACUUGGAAUUCCUAUUUGGAAAGUCAGGAAGGUCUCCUCAACCCCAGGUUUAGCAUAUGAUGUCGUUAACUUGGUCGCUCACACCGUCAACAGUAAAUAAAAUGAUCAAUCAACACAGACACAGUAGUUGGUUACAUCUCUAACACUGACCAUACAGUUUGCUGUUUUGAGAAAGUACAUUAGCUGGUUAUCUUAUUAAAAAAAAAAAAAAGCAAACAAAAAGUGCUGUCAUGGCUGCAUCUGUGUUUUUUCCACGAUUUGUAAGCUUGAAUGUGAUGUGCUUGAAAAUUAGAUAAAAAUUUCUUCCUACUUCCAAAUUAAAUGCAGCGUAAUAUUUCGUAUUCAGAAGCAGGCCACUGAUUGGACAGUUGAGAAGCCUGAUUACAGAGGGUGGAGGUGAAUAUCCAGCAAAAGGGUGUUUGUCUACAAUUUUCGCAGGUUUCACUGAUUUGCUGUGGUUGCCACGGUGAUGUAAAAGCUUUCUGGAAUAUCGAAUAAGAACAUUCAGAUGUAGCUGAGGAAAGCUUAGCUUUACUGGAAUACGAAUGGGGAAAAAUAACGUUUCAUCAGAAGUAGCUACAUCCAAGUUGAAAGCUGAUCAUUGCCGGUGGAAGUUAACAGGCAGUGAUGUAUUGGGGUUACACACUGGCACUAUUUAUCUUGAGCAUUAUGCCAUUACUGAGCGUUAUUAAUUAUCAGUAUCAGCCACCUUUGCACUUAGCUAGCUAGCUUGCAUGUUAUCAACAGUGAUGCCGCAUUCAAAUAGAGUAGAAGUCAAGAGAAGACUAGGCAUGCUAGGCCACUGGGAAAUAUGGAUACCAAGCAUGAAAGCUAGCUAGUGACUUAAGCUAACACUUUGGCUAGCUAGUGCAUAGCCGUUAAGGCUUUUAUGCAGAUAAUGUAAAGGCAGAAUGGCAUUAGAAACAAGACAAAACUGUUGGGAAUAUCAACAUUUUCCUCAGCUGUGUUGGUAAAUCCAUAAGAAAAGCUUCAGUAUGAUUAAAAUUACAGAGUAGUUACACAGGAUCAACCACAAGCUAAACUUAAGUAGUGAAUAACAGAAGAAUGGGCUGAUACAUGACCCCAUUUGAAUGUGGCAUAUGAUUCAAAAGACAUCAGUUUCUAGCCUCCCAUCAAAGAUUUGCGUAAUUUGGAGGAACAGCUCACAUUCUAUAUUAGUGACGUGUGAAAAAUUCAAUGGAAGUCUGGCAAAAUUUAGCUUGCCUUAUUUAAUUAGAUCCCGUUUAUCAUUUAAUUGUGUUUUAUUGAUCAUGGAUGACCUCUUUGUACUAACAUCUACUGACUUUUAAGAGGUCAUUCGUAAAUGGUUUUUAUGUGUAAUAAGUACUUGCAUGGAACCUGUAAGUUUGUAAGUAACCAUGUAAGUUAUAAAAUAGCUAAGAAGUUCCAAACAUCGCUACUAUGGAAUUAUCCAGCCUUCAUGGCACAGAUAUUCAAGAUUCAAGGCUGGGGAUGUGGACUGACCUGAGCUCUGACCCACCACAAUAAAUUGGGAGAAUUGUAAGACUUAACAGAUUUUGAGAGAACAGAAGAGGAGUUAGCACAUGAGUGUGUCUUGGUGUGUAUGACAGAGAGACAGAGAGAGAGAGAGAGACUGAUACUGAUACUAGGCUUGAGGAUAACGGCAUCGAAUGACAAAAGGCUUACAAGCUCAGGUUAAAUAAUUGAUGCACUUGUCUCGUAUUUUCUCCCAGUUAGGGAGCUUGAAUUAGGGCUUGGAUCUUAUUCAUGCUGUCUUUCUGUCGCUCUUUCUCACAGAGAAAUUUAGCAAGUAAACCUUCUCAGGUUGGUGUAAGAACUUUACGCUGAAAUUAAUGUGAAAGCUCUCAGCGUGUUUAGAAAACUGCAUCUUUUAAGCACAUACUGACAGCAAUUUGAUAUAUUCAGUCAUUGGUCUGUUUUGGUAACUAUUAAAACACACCUCUUAUGAUUCACCAUCUAGGACCCGUUUCACAUUUUUAGGCAUGACACACCAAAGACCAAAGACAUCUUACUCAGUAUCAGUGUGUAUUUAGGCCUUGAAUGGAUUGGGUUAGUAUGAACUCCUUUUUUACAUCUAGAUAUAUUCCACUUUGUUUUUGAUUUUUCUUUUUUUAAUGGUAGCCAUUUUAACCUUUGUGUAGAUUCCAGUGAAAAAGGGAAAACCAUGAUCGUCUGUACAAACCUAUUAUUUUACUUUCUCACCCACUGAUACUAAUUAACGUCGUGACCUUUGACUCCGCAUGCUACAGUUACUAGUCACUUUCUAUAAGGUUCUAAAAUUGAGGUUUUCUCAAAGCAAAUUGAAUAAUGACUAAGCCACAGAUGCAGUUUAAUUUGUUUUCAUGUUACAAUAUAUGAAAACUGUACAGCUCCUGUAGCAGAACCUAACUGGAGAUGCUUUUAAGGGGGAGAAGUUACGUAAUGUGGGGUGUAGCAGCUGUCUGUGUAAAGAACAUUGAGGACUCUGAAAUUAUCUUCAGGGAUAUAAUCAUUCUCUCGAGCACAUAAUGGAACCUUUCUUGGUGAAAUACUGAACAGGACAAAAGUCAAAGAAAGUAUCUAAUUUCGGUGCAUGUGUUUGCUUUGCAGUUCCGAUUUUUUUUCCCCUUCAUUGUAUACUGUACAGCAGACUUUACGCUUUUUCAAAAAUGUUGCUUUGUCUAAUCUCUUUUGGUUGAUGGUUUGCUCAUCUAUAACUGCAGUGAUCUGAUCUUUUAUUUUUGUAGAGAAUAUUUGUAAUGCGUGGUGAGGCCAAUAAAUGAGGUGAACACUU